CACCAUUGGACAAACAAACAUUGAACUAAAAACACAAUUUCUUAGAUAAGUAAACACUCUCUAAUAAUGAGUAAAAGGAGACGUGGAUUUGUAAGUGCUUGGCAGCCACUAAGAAGGAGGAAGAUUAUUUUUGUGCUGGUGGCUAUUGCCUGUAUAUUGCUCUUUGGGUUCCUGCUGCUUAGUAAAGAGGUGGAAGAAAGCAGUAGCCAGAAUUCUGAAGGACACAAGGUAGAGAAGCGUGUGCUACCCGGAGAGGAGUCUCUCAAACAAGAUGAAUUAACCUAUGAACAGUUAAAGAGGCCAGUAUAUGAAAAACCUCCAUUAGAUCCCAGUGCUUUGGGAGAGCUAGGGCGAGCAGUAAAUCUCCACCUUGAAGGGGACGAAAAGAAGCUGGAAGAAGAGAGCAUCAACACACUUCAAAUAAACAUCUACCUCAGUGACAGAAUCUCAUUACAUCGCCGGCUGGAAGAAAGAUGGAAUCCAAUGUGCGGAGAUGUGAAAUUUAACUAUCACAGGUUACCCAAAACAUCUGUCAUCAUUGCAUUUUACAAUGAAGCAUGGUCCACACUCUUGCGAACAGUUCACAGCAUACUGGAAACCUCUCCAGACAUACUUCUUGAAGAAAUCAUUCUUGUAGAUGAUUAUAGUGAGAAAGAACAUCUGAAGGAGCCUUUGCAAGAAUAUGUCUCUGAACUAAGGAAAGUGCGACUAAUCCGUGCAAACAAGAGAGAAGGUCUCGUACGAGCACGUCUUCUUGGUGCCUCCCAAGCCAAAGGAGAAGUUCUGACGUUCCUUGAUUGCCAUUGUGAGUGUCAUAAUGGCUGGCUGGAACCACUCUUGGAAAGGAUCCGGGAAGAGGAAACUGCAGUGGUAUGCCCAGUGAUAGAUGUCAUAGACUGGCGUACGUUUGAGUAUUUAGGCAAUUCUGGGAUACCUCAGAUUGGAGGAUUUGACUGGAGACUUGUCUUUACCUGGCAUGUGGUCCCAGACCGAGAACAAAAGCUUAGGCGCUCACCUAUUGAUGUCAUCAGGUCACCGACCAUGGCUGGUGGAUUAUUCUCUGUCAGUAAGAAGUACUUUGAGUACUUGGGAUCUUAUGAUACGGGCAUGGAAGUAUGGGGAGGAGAAAACCUUGAAUUCUCAUUCAGAAUUUGGCAGUGUGGAGGAACACUUGAAGUACACCCUUGUUCGCAUGUUGGACAUGUCUUUCCCAGACAAGCCCCAUACGCUCGUGGUAAAGCUUUGGCCAAUAGUGUGCGGGCAGCAGAAGUUUGGAUGGAUGAUUAUAAAGAACUUUACUACCACCGAAACCCUCAUGCACGCCAGGAGCCAUAUGGAGAUGUGUCAGAGCGAAGGCAACUCAGGGAAAGACUGCAGUGCAAACCUUUCAAAUGGUUUUUGGAGAAUAUUUAUCCAGAGCUCCAUGUACCCGAGGACAUGCCAGGCUAUUUUGGAAUGCUUAAAAGUAAAGGGAUGGCCAACCACUGCUUUGACUACAAUCCACCUAGUGAGAAUGAAGUCACUGGACAGAAAAUUAUUUUAUACCCAUGUCAUGGUAUGGGACAAAAUCAGUUCUUUGAAUACACUUCGUACAAUGAAAUUCGAUACAACACUCGCCAGCCUGAGGGAUGUGCAGCAGUAGAUCCUGGCUCUGAUCACUUGACAAUGUAUUUAUGCAGAGAAAAUGCAAAAGAAGUGCCUGAAAACCAGAAGUUUAUUUUCAGAAAGGAUAGUACCUUGCUACAUCAACAAACCCAAAAGUGUGUUCAAGCUGGAAAUUCUGAGCCCGUAUUAAGGCCAUGUUUAGAUAUUGAUCUACAGAAAUGGUUUUUCCAAGAAAGAAACUGAACUAAUGGAGCUUCAACAGGAAGAAGAGCAUUUGGCAGCUAU
Nanorana parkeri is the source of this 1890-nucleotide messenger RNA. RefSeq names its product polypeptide N-acetylgalactosaminyltransferase 12-like. Lineage: Eukaryota; Metazoa; Chordata; Amphibia; Anura; Dicroglossidae. The transcript has 10 exons. Gene Ontology annotation, cellular component: Golgi apparatus. Bases 67 to 1848 code for a protein of 593 amino acids. The record is from RefSeq and is a predicted model, not a curated record.